CCAUACCAGUGUCGUGCUAGACUCCGUGAUGCGAGGAGGUGCGCCGCGUUGGCUCCUCCUCCUUCCAGUGCUCGAGGGCUCUCUUACUCUCUCGCGCUCACAAACACAUCCUGACCUCAUUUCCCUGCAUGUGACCUCCCGAGUGACCUAGCCGUCCGUCACGUUCGCGUCUGAGGUCACGGUGCGCUAAGAAACCUGGUGAAAAGAGAUUUAAUAACAAAUAAAUCACCUUUCCUAUUAUUAUUAUUAUUUUUCGAUCGUAAAACUCACGUAACUUUGAAAUGGAGGACUGACAGGUAAGAAUCAGUCUGUUGUCCCGCCAAGGUGUGUGUGUUGGUUCCCUCGCACUCCCCACCAGGUGUUACAAACGGGAGAUUUACCUGUAUGCUUAAUUACAUCUAAUAUACCUGGUCUGUAUCUUUACCUGGUGAGAAAACUUGCAUUAGUAAGAGCUCCGUGACCUGCCGCCUACCUACCUACCUGUCCGUGUUACCUGUGCAUCUCUAGUUAAGUGUCUACCUGUCUACCUGUCUGCCGCGUCUUACCUGCCUGAGAAGAGACAGAGAGGAGCAAAGACAAGCGGAAGAAGAGAAGAAGGAGGAGAAAGAGAAGAGAGGAAGGAGUCAAAGAAAAUGGGAGGAGAUACUAGUUAGGGGUGACUUAAGAAAUAUCGAUGAAUUUUCAAGUAAUUAAUAAAAAGAGAUUAAGUUAAUGAAAAAGUAAAGAAGCCUUGAGUGUUUUAAAGUAAAUGAGAGAAGAGGAAAAUAGAGAAAAAUAUGAAGAGGAAAAUGGAAAGACAAACAGUAAGAAUCAGUAAAGAAAAAUGAGAAAAAACAAAAUGAGAGAAAAAUAUAAAGAAAAAUGUUGAAAGUUUAAUGAGAACAAAAAAAAUAUUAAAAAUGGGAUAAGAAGAAAUAUAAAUAAAGGUAAGAAUAAGAAAAUAACAGCAAAAAAAAAAAAGUGAAAAAAUGAGGAAAAAAAUAAAGAAAUGAUAUAAACAAAAAAAGAACUGGGAAAAAAAUGUGCAAAAAUGAAUAGAAAAAACACAAAUAGAAAAAUAGAUUUAGAAUAACGAAAGAGAGGAAAAGAGAAAAAAACGAAGAAAAGUGGGAAAAGUGAAACAAAAAAAGCAACGAGAGAUGUAAAUAAAAAGAAAACGAAGGAAAAAAAAAUUAAACCAAUAAAAAAAAAAUAAAAUAAAAAAAUACCAAACAAAUCAAGGAAAUAAAGUAAAAUAAACGAAAAAAAGAGAAACCAAAAUAAAAAUAACAGAAAACGAGCGAAAUAAAAAAAAAAGUGAUAAGAUACAAAACAGAGAAAACCAAACGAGAAAAAACAGAAAAACACGAAAAAAAUGAAAGAAAGUGAAAAUAGAAAAAAAAACAUGUAGAAAUGAACAAAAGAUAAAAUAAAAUAAAAGAUAGAGAUAGAGAGAGAGAGAGAGAGAGAGAGAGAGAGAGAGAGAGAGAGAGAGAGAGAGAGAGAGAGAGAGAGAGAGAGAGAGAGAGAGAGAGAGAGAGAGAGGAGGGCACUCAUCACCACUCACAAAAAAAGAAAUGUACGAGAAAUGGAAAAGACGAAAGCAAAUAAGAUGAUGAAAAAAGAAGACAAAAGAAGGAGACCAGAACAUAAACUCCUCCUCCUCCUCCUCCUCCCUCCUCCUCCUCGACUUCUCCCUUCUCCUCCUCCUCCUCCUCCUCCACCUCCUCCUCCUCCUCCUCGUGCUCCAGGGGGAUGUGGAAGCUCCGGGUCAUAUCAGCAUCUCCUCCUCCUCCUCCUCCUCCUCUUCUCAAUCCUCGCCUCGUUUCCGCCCCCGUGCUCAGGUGUUGUGGCAGCAGAACACGUGGUGGGCGUGUCAGGGGGACGUGCUGAGCUGCCCUGUCACCUGCACACGUCAGCCCCCAAUGACAGGGCGAUCCUAGCCUUGUGGUAUGUGCAGGGAAGGCGUCUCCCGGUGUACAGCUACGACGCACGCGGGCCGAAAGGGUUAUUCCAGCCUGACGAAGUGCUGGAAGGGCGUGGGAAAUUUGACACCACUUCGAAUCCCGCCCGCUUACUCCUUGACCCAGUAGCCACAAGCGACCAGGGCCUGUACACCUGCAGGGUCGAUUUCUUACACUCACCCACGCAGAACACAGUGGCUAACCUCACUGUCAUAGAACCGCCACGGAACCUAACCAUUACAAAUGAAGCAGGAAUGAGAGUAAGGCACAAAAUUGGUCCCAUUAAUGAGGGCUCCCCACUCUCUCUCUCCUGCUACGUGACUGGAGGACGCCCCCAGCCGACGGUCACCUGGUGGUCAGACAGGUUACUUGUGGAGAGGAAAUCUGAGGUCACUGCAAGAGGUGAAAUUAAGUCGAAUCUUCUUAUCCCAGAGGUCAACAGGGCGCAUCAUCUUAAGACCUUUUCCUGCCAGGCUCAGAAUAACAAUCAACAGAAACCAUUGUCACAGGAGGUUACCAUAGAUAUGAAUUUGCGGCCACUCAGCGUGCGUGUGGAGGAGCGCGCGGAUCCCUUGGUGGCUGGGCAACAAUAUUCCUUCUCCUGUGAGAGUCAGGGCUCUAGACCAUCAGCCACCAUUACCUGGUUUGAGGAUGGGGUGGAGGUGGACUCCCUCAGAACGCAUACGCGCUCGAGCCCCGGGGAGAUUACCAUAGGAACCCUGACUCUCGUGCCGACCCAGGGUGACCACGGUUCGAUCCUCAAGUGCCAGGCCAGUAACCCUUUGGUGCCGGGCAGUGGAAUUACAGACACGGUGGAACUGAAUGUGCAGUAUCCUCCCGUUGUGGUGCUGGAGAUGGGGCGUAAUUUGGUGCCCUCUGCUAUUAAACAAGGUGAUGACGUGUACUUUGAAUGCCGAGUGAAGGCCAAUCCUCCUCCCUACAGAGUCACCUGGGCCCGGGGCAAGGAGGAGGUACGCCAUAACGCAUCUAUGGGCGUCAUUCUGAGCGGGAACAGCCUCGUCUUGCAGCAGGUGGAGAGGAGCAGCGCGGGCCAGUACACCUGCUCAGCCACCAACACAAGGGGAACCCAGACGUCUAACCCUGUCACCCUUGAUGUAAUGUACCCGCCGGAGUGUGUGCUGGACCGGACAACAGUGCUGGCGGUGGGGCGCGGGGAGCGAGUCAACAUAUCCUGCAGAGUGGCCAGCAACCCGCCCAGAGCAACAUUCCACUGGCGCCUGAACGGGUCAGAGCGGACGUACACCUCUCGUGGGGAACCUCUGCCUCGGGGCCACGUCUCCUCACACUACGCAUUCGAGGGCGCCAGUGACAAAGAUUACGGGAUGCUGCACUGCUGGGCCAAUAACAGUGUGGGCGUGCAAGAACAGCCGUGCAUGUUUCAAAUUAUUCCUGCAGGACCCCCAUCAUCCCCCGAGCGGUGUGCAGUCGUGAACAACACCGCGGAGAACAUCGAAGUGCAAUGUGAGCGGGGGUUCGAUGGAGGAAUGCGGCAGCUGUUUCUCGCCGAGGUCUUCGCUGAGGGCGGUUCUCUCCACCUAAACAGGACCUCAGGGGAUCCCGUUUUCUUCGUGGACUCCCUCCGGCCAGGCACUGCUUAUAAUAUACGUGUUACUGCCUUCAAUGACAAGGGGAGGUCACCGCCAAUCCAUCUUGAUGCUGUGACGCUCAAAGUGGCGGAGCAGAGAGUUGGCGAGAACAAGUCCCUGCUGUAUUCCCCGCUCAUCAUCAUUUUCCUAAGCAUUGUGGGAGUUUUUCUCACUCUCAUCUUUAUACUCAUCAUACUCACAAGAUGGCGGAAAAAUAUCUCUGGCCACCCCCGUCCUCCCCACCCACCUCCGGAACAGCGAAGUCCCCCCAGAAAACGAAGAAAACGAGGGUAAAGUCAAGGAAGAAAACGGGAAGCAGGGUGGUGGCGGCGGGAAGAAGAAGAAAGUGGUCGUGGUAGAAAACGGGAUGAAGGAUCGAGUUGGUCACGUGAUCUCUGACGUCAGCACUUCCAAAGAUGCACUGCUGGGUCCGGAGUCCCUCACCCUUGCAAACGGCUGUGUGGGGCAUUACAGCAGUCUUGGGAGAGGCGCCCCACCUUCAAAUACCCUCCCAAGGCCACCUCUUCCAUCCACCACGCCCUCGCACACACGCCCUCUACCCUCCACGACCCAGCACCCGCUCCCUCCACACACACACACGCUUACCCCUCCACAUUCCUUGUCGUCUAGUGUGUCUCAUAAUGACUUCAUGCAGUUUACCUCCUCUGUGCCCCUCCACGUGACCAAGGCGCAGUCCGGGGGUGAAAGGAGCGCCAUUCUCCCUUACAACAGGUUCUCAGAGACACUCCCAAGAAACCACGGGAGGGGAAACAGGGACCUGGAUGAGUAUACGAGUGAUCUAUACAGUAGGGGUGAUGGCUGUAGGGGUGAAGGGAGUGUAGGGGUAUAUGACAGAAGAAGGGGCAGCGUGGCAAUGAAUGGAUACAGUGAUGGGGAUAUAGUGGAGGAGGAGAUGUACAGAGGUAAUGGUGGUGGUGGUGGUGGUGGUGGAUACCGCAGUGAUGGGUAUGGUGGAAUCAUGGAUGCACUGUCUCGUUUCCGUGCCAUAGACAGUUAUAGAGGUGGAGGAGGUGGAGGUGGUGGAGGUGGAGAGGCUUAUGAAAUGAUUAAUACACAAAAUGGAGGAGGAGGAGGAAGAAACGGAGGAGUAGGAGGAGGAAAUGGAGGAGGUGGAGAAAUAAGAGCAGCAGAAGGUGGAGGAGGAGGUGGAGGAGGAGGAGGAGGAGGAGCUGGUGGUGUAGGCUUUGAAUCAUAUCGAAGUGGAGACGGAGGAGGAGGAGGAGGAGGAGGAGGAGGAGCAGGAGGAGGAGGAGGAGGAGGAGGAGGAGGAGGAGGAGGAGGAGGAGGAGGAGGAGGAGGAGGAGGAGGAG
Molecule: messenger RNA, 4881 nt
Organism: Scylla paramamosain (green mud crab)
Lineage: Eukaryota; Metazoa; Arthropoda; Malacostraca; Decapoda; Portunidae
Product: protein turtle-like
Exons: 15
Coding region: 1568-3844 (758 amino acids)
Molecular function (GO): protein binding
Source: RefSeq, a predicted model, not a curated record